Fonsecaea erecta is the source of this 1722-nucleotide messenger RNA. RefSeq lists its product as hypothetical. The record is from RefSeq and is a predicted model, not a curated record. NCBI's taxonomy places the organism in Eukaryota, Fungi, Ascomycota, Eurotiomycetes, Chaetothyriales, Herpotrichiellaceae. The coding region runs from base 1 to 1722 and encodes 573 amino acids. The transcript has 3 exons.
AUGGGCCAAUCGAUCGACAGACAGACUGUGGAAGAGUGUUUCAGGAGUCGUUCAGAGAAGCCGGUCGACGCAGUCGCUCGUGAAGCGAAACUACGCCCUCUCUCUUCUCAACAUCUACCCCCUCCGUCAUCUCCCAUAUCUUCUUGCCACACUCGAGUGCUCGAGUCAGAAUGCGAAGCUGGAAAGGUUUCCGAGAGUGAGAACUCGGCCUAUCAAGCAUUGCUGGGAGACGACAGCGUUUCGACCUGUGACAUUGACCACGCCCGUGAAAUAAUUGACGAAAUGAAUCGGUUUUGGAAGUCCGAAGCCGGGCCGGCAGUGUGUUUUCGAGAUCAACUCGGAGUGUGGUCCGAUUUUCGGGAGUUGCAAGAGGACAUCCGCAAGGGUGACCUCGAUUGGACCUCAUAUGAGCGAGAGGUGUUUCGCAUUCUUGAAGACGCCGGUGAUGUUGGGAAGUUGCGACUGCGCCAAGACAGAAAGCUUCAAAGCCGGCUGGAAGACUGGUGUGAGUUCCGGCACUUCUGCCAUGAAAGACUUAAAUACCUCGUGAGUGAUCUUGUGGCCGCAGAGCAGGAGUUUGUGCAAGCCCAAAGCGAACUUCACAGCACUAGGCCUGGAGCCGGAGAGGUUCCUCCCAGGGUUGGCGGACCCAGUUGGGCGUACACGGAAGAGGCCGAGGGGAAGAGGAAAGACAACGAAGGUGAAAUAGAGACAGCAAACCAAAGACUUGAGCAGCUCGCCUACGCUGAGCAAAGGCAGACCAGACGCAAAGCGGCGCUUCUAAAGGAUGCUCAGGAGAGGCUUGACGAAUCCCAAAAAGUGUUGAACCUUCUAUUCCGCCUCAGCGGAGCCAGGAGGCGCUUUCGAACAGCACAACGGGACGAAAAGGGGUGGUCCACCUUUGGUAAAUCCAAUUAUGCAGUAUGGCUACCUGCAUGCGAGAUGGAACUGCGGGCACAGGAGUGCUAUGGUGCAGUAUCUCGUCCCCCAGUUGUCGAUCCUCACACCCUAAACACACUGGAACGAGCGGCUAGGAUAGCAGACUGGUUGGCGACCAGAGAGACUCGACCAAAAGAGGGCUUUUCAGAGGACGUGCUGAUGGCUAACUAUGGACAAUGGCGAGCGUUAGAGGAUGCGAAGUUCGAGAAAUGGGAAGACUUGAACUCGAAGGCACAGAGUGUCAUUUACAACCUCUGCGCGAAUCACGUUAAGCCAUUGAUUGUGCAUGAAAAGACUGCAAGAGAUAUACUUGCAAAGCUCAAACAGGCUUACGAGCAACAAGGUCUUGCGGCGAUCUAUCAACAGACAAUCCUGGUCAACAGUUACUCGCUCAAACAGUUCAAUACUCUGGAGGAAUAUGUGAACAAAUUGAGGUCGAAUCGGUCUAGCUUUGACGCAUUGAGACACCAGUUUAAUGACGACUUUUGGGUGUCAGUCUUCCUAAAUGGAUUAGGUGAAGACUAUGAAUUGGUGGUGUCACAGAUCCUCGACACACCUGCGAAUACAGUGGCUUUUGAUGACGCUGUUCAGAAGGUCUUCCGACACGACAUGAGGAAGGUCACUCAAACCACUGGUAAUGGUCAAUCGAAUCAGGCAAAUGCCUUCAAGGCUCAGGGCCAGGCUAAGGCCAAAACUGGCAACAAACAAAAUAAGAAUGCCAAUAACAACAAUGGUCAAAACAAGAACAAGGACUCAGAGAAAUGGGAAUGUCACUUUGUGUGA